AUGGAACACAUCUCCAAGAAGGUUCCCAAGGAUAUUCUAGACGUCUUUACCAAAAAAAUCCAUCAACAUGCCGAAGAACACAUCUUGGACAAGGCCUUGAAAACGGGCGAUGUGGCGACAGAUUUGGAUUUUGACUUGCUGGAUGCGCAUGGCAACCACGUGAAAUCCAGUGAAUUGUUGGCCAAGGGACCCAUCGUGGUGACAUUUGUUCGAGGAUCCUGGUGUGCCUUUUGCAAUAUGCAAGUACACGCUCUUCAAAAUGUCAUCAACGAUAUCCAAUCCAAAAAUGCCACCCUCGUGGUGAUAUCCCCACAAUCUACCCAAAGUUCCAUGAAAAUGGUAGAACAAGGUGCCAUGUUUCCUCUUUUGACGGACGUCGAUUCCAAACUUGCCAAACAAUUCAAUGUGCACUACCAAGUCGAUCCAGAACUCCACGACGCAUUUCUCAAUGUGGGCAUCGAUUUGGCACAAGUCAAUCAAGAUGGAUUGCUCUCCCUUCCCGUUCCGGCGACCUUUGUGAUCAGCCAGGAAAAGAAAAUUUUGUAUUCCUUUUUGGAUGUCAAUUAUCGCCAUCGAGCCGAACCUGCCGAUAUCUUGAAUGCUUUGCCGGAACCGGUGACAAGGACUGGACGACGACGAGUCUAUCGAAAGCGAGUCAAGCAAAUAACAAUGCUCAAAUUGGAUUGGGGAGAUGGUGCUGCCACCUAG
Molecule: messenger RNA, 708 nt
Organism: Seminavis robusta
Lineage: Eukaryota; Bacillariophyta; Bacillariophyceae; Naviculales; Naviculaceae
Source: the annotation of a GenBank genome assembly